CUCACCCCCAACGCACCCCGAAGUGGAUUGGAGAAGAAACCGGAUCACUAGAUAGCUUGGAAUGGACAUGGACACGAGACAAGAGCUGGCGGAAGCCACCGCUUUGCUGGAGACAGCGAAGGGCCCAAGGGUUCGAAAAGCCCUCUCGGGUCUUGUCGCCUCGCUGCAGAGCACCGCGGCGGCAGAGCCAGCGGAAGCCGAGACCGACAGCAGCAGCAGCAGAACGGCGGCGGCUGCGGCAGCGGUGGCGGCCAGUGGUGAUGGUGGUGGAGACGAUGUCCCGGCGGCCUUGAGCGGGUCUCACUUGCCGGAGGCGGAGGGGCAAGCGGCAGCAGAAGCCGCAGGUGCUCCUGUUGUUCCUGCUACCAAGGUGGAGGGAGGCGUGCCUGCCCCGCCUCGUGCGCCCGAGAGAAAGUACGCGACCGUCGAAAAGUUCGCCUGGGAUCAGGGGAGCUUCAGCAGCCCGAAGGUGUCCGUCUAUGUCCCGCUCGAGGGCGUCGGCGCGGCGAAAGAGCGUGUCUCGUGCUCCUUUACCUCCCGAGGGUUCGACCUCACGGUGAAGGAUCUCAAUGGCAAGAGCUACCGGCUGCUGCAGAACAACCUCGACAAGGACAUCGUGCCAGGCGAAAGCAAGAUCCUGGUGAAGAGAGACAAAGUCAUCGUCAAGCUGCAGAAGGUGAAGGGCGAGUACGGGACCUACGACAACUGGGCCAACUUGGCGGCGAAGAAGGCCAAGAGAGUCGAUCCCAAGGCUAACCCACAAGCAGGAAUCAUGGACAUGAUGAAGGACAUGUACGACGACGGAGAUGAGUCUACCAAGAAGCUCAUCGGAGAGGCGAUGUUGAAAUCGCACCAGAACCGAGGCGCCCCACCGGGGUCCUCGUUCGACAAGCCCGACCCUUACGGCAGCGGCAGCAGCAGCAGCAGCGGCCUUGGCGGCCUUGGCGGCCUUGGAGGGGGGGGCGCCGGGAAAUCAUCGUCGCCCUUCGAUGGACUCGGGGAGGGGCUCGGCGGCCUUGGAGGGGCAGGAGGGGGACUCGGCGGCAACUUGGGCAGCAUGAUGGACGACCUCAACAUGGACCUGGACAAGGACACAGGGGACGGCGGCUGGGGGGCCGGCGGGAAAGACGACUUCGGCUUCGGGUCGGCGGUGCCCCCGCCGCAGGCGUCGUCUGAACCGGUGCCAGCCGCCGAAGAAGAGGGGGAGGAGGGCGGUGGCGUGGAAGAGGCAAAGGCGGAGAGAUCUGGCGGUGGUGGUGACGCGGAGAGCUCGUCGAACCCCCUCGAGGACCUCGAUGACUAGCGCCAAGUGUGGCCAAGUGUGGCGGUAUUUGGCUGGCAGCACUGAUGGAGGCGCUGCGAGAGCGUCGUUGUGGCGAGAGCAGCAAUGGCAUUUUGUGGUUCGUUGUACAACAAGACUGCACGGCGAGAUGCUGUUCCUGGGAGUUGAUGUUUGCUCUCUGCGAAAGCCGCCACGCUCUGCGUGUCUUGCGUGCAGCACUGGGCGGGCGUUAGCUACAGACGCACGGUUUGCCAAGAGGUCUGCUUCUGUGUGUUAAGAGACAGAACUGGUGGGGUGACCCAGUGCUCGAAGACACGGGAUGGGAGGAGUAGAGAGGGCACCUUGCGUCCGCGUACACGAGAUGCGAAGAACCAAUAAAAGAAAAGCCUACAGCAGCAGCCCGUGGAAACAUUCAGGUUACCGUCGGGCAACCCUGCCGCGGCUCAGGCACGGCCGCCAAAGGAAAAAUACAAGCUUCCUCAGGCACUACU
This is a messenger RNA of Ectocarpus siliculosus, 1773 nucleotides long. The record is from the annotation of a GenBank genome assembly. NCBI's taxonomy places the organism in Eukaryota, Phaeophyceae, Ectocarpales, Ectocarpaceae.